AUGUCUUAUAAGUUUAGGCUUUUUUUAGCUAUAUGGCCGGUAAUAUGGUUUAUAAUAUUAUUAACAAAAAUAAAACAAUGUUUUUGUAUAAAUUUGAAAAACGAAAAAUUAAAUUAUAUUUCCCAUAAUAAUGUUAUAACAAAAAGCAAUAAAUACAAAACUAGGAAACUUCGAAAUAUCAAAAAUUAUGAUUCCAAUAGAAAUAUAAUACAGAAUAGCUUUUUAAAUUUUUUUAAUAAACUAAAUAUAUUCAAUAAUAAAAAAGUCAUACUAAAUAAUUUCACACUUUAUCAUUUUAACCCUUCAAAUAUUUUGUUAUAUCAAAAUUAUGAGAAAAUUUUAGAAAAUAAAAAAAAUUUGUAUAAAUGGAGUCACAAAAAAGAUAAAAGAAAAACAGCUAUAUCUUUUUCUACUGACAAAAAUAAUAUAAAAAUAAAAAUCAAAUCAAAAAAUGAUAAUGAAAAAUUGGAGAAAAAAAAAACUGAUAAAAUAGUGGAAAAAGAUAAAGCUAAUGAAAAUAAAAAAAAGGUUCCAAAAUCGUGUAGUAUUAAUCAAGAAGGUAAUGCAAAAAGCGAAACAAAUAAUGACAAAAUUGGAGGCGAAACAAAUAAUAAUAAUAGUAAUAAUAAUAGUAAUAAUAAUGAUGAUGAUGAUGAUGGUAUAAAACAAAAACGGAGCAAGGGCAAAAGUGCAGAUGCAACCAAACUGAAUCUAGACGAAAUAAAUUACACAAAAGAAAGAAAAGGAAUGGGAACAAAAAAUAAAGAAAAUGUGUCUUAUAAUUUAGAAAAAUCUAAUAAUAGAAUAAAAGAACGUGUUUAUACAUCCUCGAUUAAUAACAAUAAUUUAUACAAAAAUAGUGAAAAAAAAGAGACGAAAAAUAUUUAUAGAAAUAGCAUAUCAAAAAAUAAUCAAUAUUCUGACCAAAUAAAAGAAUCUAAUAUUGGAAAAUGUUUUGAAGGAUAUGUAUGUUCUGUUAAUGAAGGAGCAGCAUAUAUAAAAAUUUCUGAUCUAAAUAGUUAUGGAGUAUUAUUUAAAAAUAAAUCUAAUUUAGGAAAUGAUAUAGAAAAUAUGAAAAAUUAUUUUAAAAUUGAUCAAAAAGUUAGUGUUAAAAUAUUAGGUGCUAAUUUAAAAAAAAAUAUAUAUUAUUUAGGAAAUAUAAUAAAAUAUAAUAAAGAUAUAAUAUUAGAAAAAGGAGAUCAAUCAAAAGGUUUAAUAACAAAAAUAUGUGAAUCUUAUUGUUUUAUUAAGAUAUUAAAAAAUGGAAGUGUAGGAUAUUUACAUAGAACAAAAUUAAAAUUUCUCGAAAAUUUUAUUUUAAACAAAACAGAAAAUAUAAAUAAUAAUAUUAAAACAAAUAAUGAUUCUAAUUUAGAAUCACUUUUAGAUAUAACAAAUUUAGAGAUGCAAAAUAAACUAAUAAAAUUAAUACAAUUUCAAAAUAUAUUUAAAAUAUGGGAUAUAAUAGAUGUAGAAAUUUUAUCUAAAUCUGAAAAUAAUUUUAGUUCAAGUUAUAUUUUAACUAUACCAACAGAAACGAAUACAUCAAAACGGGUUCUAGAAUAUGUUCAAUCUAAUUACAAAACAAAUGUAAUAAAUUCUAUGUCUUUAGAUGUUAAACAAGAAAAUUUAACAAAUAAAUUUCCAAAAGAGGUCUUAAAUAAUUUAGAAGAUCUUAAUUGUAUUGAAAAAAAAGAUGCAAAUUUAAACAAUUCACAUAAUUAUAUUAAUAUUAAAAAAAAAAAAAAUAAUAAUAAAAUUGUUUACAAUUUAGAAGAUGAUAAAAUACAAAUGAAAAAAGAAAGAGGAAAAAUAAAUGACAAAUUUGAAAAUGCACUAAAAAAAAAAAAAAAAAAAAAAGACAAAGACAAAGAAAAAGAAAAAGAAAAAGAAAAAUUAGCAAGAACAUAUCAACUUCCUGCCAAUAACAAUAUUAUUAAUUUGUCUACGUUUUCAAAAAUUAUUAAAAUAUCGCCAUCUUCUUUAAAAAAAUUCUUUAUGAUAAAUGAAAAAAAAGAAUUUUGUUUUAAUUCUGAAUUAACUUUAGAUCAAAUAAAAAAGGCUUGUGAUUAUUUUCAGAUCCAGCAAAAUUUAAUAUUGCCAGUUAUGCCCAAUGGAAAAACGGAUGGCUACCCAAAUAGUGAGAACCCAAAUAGUGAGAACCCAAAUUGUGAGAACCCAAAUUGUGAGAACCCAAAUAGUGAGAGCCCAAAUAGUGAGAGCCCAAAUAGUGAGAACCCAAAUAGUGAGAACCCAAAUAGUGAGAGCCCAAACCGUUUUGAUAAAAAAAACGAUUCCAAUGUGGUACCAUGUUCGAAUAACCUUAGCUUGAAGAUAAAAAGUGGGAAAGAUAUAGACAAUGAAUCGAUAAAAAAUAAAAAUAUAGAAGAAAGAGAAAAAAAAAGAAAUAUAGUUGUUACAUUUAUAGGUCAUAUUAAUCAUGGAAAAACAUCUUUAUUUGAUUAUAUAUGUAAAACAAAUGAAAGAAAUAAAGAACAUGGGUUAAUAACACAAAAUAUAAGAGCCUUUAAAGCAAAUUUAAAUGAUAAUUCUGUUUGUACAUUUAUAGAUACACCAGGACAUGAAGCUUUUAUUCCUAUAAGACAAAGAGGAAUUAAAAUUUCAGACUUGAGUAUAUUAGUUAUAUCAGCAGAUGCAGGAAUUCAAGAACAAACUGUAGAAUGUAUAAAAAUGAUAAAAGAAUUAAAUAUAAAAAUUAUAAUUGCCAUAACAAAAACAGAUAUUCCAAAUGUAGAUGUAGAUAGAAUAAUAAAUGAUUUAUUAUAUUAUGAUAUAUCUACUGAAAUAAAUGGUGGUGAAAUUCAAGUAGUUGAAUGUUCUAUAUAUAAAGAAGAUUCUAUAAAUAAAUUAUUAGAUGCAAUAUAUUUAGAAUCAGAAUUUCUUGAUUUAUCUAUAAAAGAUAAUGAAAAAGCAGAAGGAGUAGUAUUAGAUUCAUAUGUUGGUAAAAAUGGUAUUGUUUCAAUCAACUUAUUACAAAAAGGAAUAUUAAAAAUAAAUGAUAAUUUUUAUACUGGAUCAUCUUAUGGAAAAAUCAAAAUUUUAAAAAAUUAUAUGAAUAAAAAUAUAAAAUGUGCAUAUCCAUCAGAUCCAAUUAUAAUUAUAGGAUAUAAUAAAAAUUCGUUUCCAAUUGCUGGAGAUAAAUUUCAUGUAGUAGAAUCUGAAACUAUUGCAAAAGAAAUUUCUGAAUAUAACAAGGACAUAAUUCUAAGUUCACAAAUUAAUCAUUUUAAUUAUUCAGCUUCAAUACUUAAUAAAUAUAAAGAUAUUAUCAUAAAUUCUGAGUCCCCAAAUCGAAGUGAAAAUGGUGAAAAUGAUGAAAAUGGUGAAGGUGUCGAAAAUGGUGAAGGUGACGAAAAUGGUGAAGGUGGCGAAAAUUGUGAGGAAAAUGGUGAGAGUGUUAAAAAUUAUGGCAGUGUUGAAUGUGGCGAAAACGAACUAAAGGAUGUAUAUAUAAAUUAUUUUAUUAAGUGUGAUAAGCAAGGAACUAUAGACAUUUUAAAAAAUUCGAUUUUAAAAUUAUCUAAAGAAGAUACUAUAUAUAGAAUCAGAAAUAAAAUUAUAUAUGCAAAUAUUGGAGACAUUUCAUUAAGUGAUAUAAAUUAUGCAAUUAGUUUUAAUGCCAUUAUUGUAGGGUUUAAUGUUAAACUAGCUAAAAAUAUAAAAAAUAUAAAAAAUUUGAAAAAUAAUUUAAAUUCACAAUUUAUCUUUUCAAAUGUUUUAUAUGAAUUAAUAGAACAAAUCGAAAAUGAAAUGGACAAACGAUUAAGCAAAAAACCAACUGGAAAAUAUAUAGGAAAAGCAAAAAUAUUGAAGAUUUUUAAUAUAUCGAAAUUGGGAAAAAUAUCAGGAUGUAGUGUUAUUGAGGGUACUAUUAAAAAUAAUAGUAAUGUAAGAAUAUUAAGAGAUUCUAAUGUUAUUUAUGUUGGAAAAAUUAUAUCUCUAAAAGUUUUGAAAGAUGAAAGAACUUGUGUAAAUAAAAAUGAAGAGUGUGGAAUGGCCUUUGACAAUUUUAUUGAUUUUAAUUUAGAUGACAUUAUUGAAGCAUACGAAGAAGAUUAA
Plasmodium yoelii is the source of this 4080-nucleotide messenger RNA. RefSeq lists its product as uncharacterized. Gene Ontology annotation, molecular function: GTPase activity; nucleic acid binding; GTP binding. The transcript has a single exon. Bases 1 to 4080 code for a protein of 1359 amino acids. The record is from RefSeq and is a predicted model, not a curated record. Lineage: Eukaryota; Apicomplexa; Aconoidasida; Haemosporida; Plasmodiidae.